GAGUGAUUUAAUUUUAAGAAAGGAUAAACUGCCUAGUAUUCGGCUCGUCCACAGUAAAGCGUAGCUUCAUACGUUCACCAUGGCAACCUAGCUCCGCCCGCUCUACCUGAAUUAUCUCGGAACAGGCGACCAGUGUCAUCUGUAUUAUUUAUUAAAAUCCAAUCCCCCAAAACGCAUUUCCUUUGUAACGACUUACAGCACAAGUAAUUGUUAUUCUUUUACAUACAUUACAUAAGUCAGUGAGUUACCCGGCGGACUAGAGGUUUUUUUUUUUUUUUGUGAUUUACAGAAGUGUGAGGUUGAGGGACGAGGUUGCUAACGACUGAACUGGAAAUCUUUGAAUGGCAAUGUAGAUUUGCUGCACAAGAACACAGUCGGAAUGGAUCACUUAGAGGCUUCCUCAGAUCUAGACACAUCUGAUGAACUGUCAGAGGACUGUGAGAUAACUUUUGAAAGAGGUGUAUUGAGUGGAGACCUAGAGGAAGAUGGUGAUUGCCAAGAACGACCAGGGUCUUUACUGUGGGAGAAAUCAUUUGAACAAAAUAUAUUUGUUGACAUUGAGGAUGAUGGUAGCUUCCAUUUCAGGGACCUGCAGGAUUCCUUCACUUUUCAGCUAUCUCAGGAUUCAGCUGAAGACACCAGUCUUAAUUCAAUUGGAGAACAUAUGGAAGAGUUAGAUUAUUAUGGAAACAUUCAAGACAAAACAACUUCUGAAAGCAGUUUUGAGAUCCACAAUGUACAUGGUACUAAAAGUAGUAUAACCAGAAUAUCUGAGCAGAGACACAACACUGUGGAAGAUCUACCACUUCACACUCCAGAUCUUCUUGUAGACACGAGUGAUGAAGAACAAGAAGACCUUCCUUAUGAUGACAACUAUGAUAGUAAUAAUAAAGCUAUCACCACUAACUCUAAUAUGGAUGACUACAGGAUACCACCAGCUAUAUCAAGCAAUCUCUUUACAGGCCAUCUGUCUAAUAUACGAGAUGCUGGUGAAACCAACAAGAAUACAAAUGAGUUUUCUUUUCCUGUUUGUGAAUCUAGAUGUGAAACAGAUAACAAUGAAAAUGAAAUUGACACUAUUUCUGAAGCUACCAAAGUUCCCCUCAAAAACGAUCACCGGCUUAGUACCUCUUCUCCUGAGCUCAACUGUUUUGAAGGAUCUCAGACAGGGAUUCCAGAGGUUUUACUUCGGCAUUUCUCUGAGGAAAACUUAUUUAGUUCAAGUAAAUACAUUGAAGCAGAGACCAUGCCUGAGACUUCUUUUACUGAAAGUGUUGAAACCGAAACAGUGCUAAACCGAUUUAAAUCUAACCAUAAUUCGCCCAAACAUAAUGAAGGGAAAAGGCUGCUGGGAAAAGACCUAAGUAAAGUUACAGAGGUAAAAACUGACCCCAGUGAGCAGCGUGAAGAAGAAGAUACCUCAAACAAUCAGACAGUACUUUACACUGAGUCUCAGAAAACAGAAGAAAUCUCAAGUGCUGAAAGCAGUAAUACAGAAACUCAGGAUGAAGUAUCAGAUCAGUUAAACGGUCCAGAUAGUCCCGAAAUUAUAGACAAUGAAGGGAACCAAAGCCAAAAAUCUCUGUUUGGGAGAGCAGGCUAUUGUAAUGAAAUCAAAUAUGGACAAGGUCAGGUUCACUACCCUCUUCCUGACUUUUCCAAAGUGGCCCCAAAAAUUAAGAUCCCAAAGGGAAACAGUGCUACAAAUUUGAACAACUCAACGCCUGGCAUUAAGAGGACAGAGUCCUCCCCAAGCUUGUUAAGCAAUUCUACCACCUCUUUGAAAUCAGCUGUGGAUGUAGUGAAAGAGGUUCUAGACGCCAUACAGCCACACGAAACACCCUUUGAUUUCAGAGACCAACAAAAGAGACAAUACAACCCAAAACAGAACCCAGAACUUGUUCAGCAUUUACAGGAUGAAUAUGACAAAUUAUUAACAAAAUACGCUGAAGCAGAAAACUUAAUUGAUCAGAUGAGACUAGGUGCUAAAAUUCCCCUGCUCUCUGAUUUUCCAAAACCAAUUGAAAACAUUGACUCUGGAGUUAUGCCUCCUCAUGCUAAUAUCACAACCUUCAGGAUUGCAUAUCCAACCACAGCUCAAUUAGGAUCCACACCAAGAUCACCUCUUACAGGAUCAACAAUGGACAUUCGAGAUACUGUAGUGCCGAACAAUAAUGAUGGAGACACAACUCACCAGGAGCCAACCGAGGGAGAAAAGAUGACUCAGGCACUAAAAGAAAUGAUAGACCAGUUUACAGCAAAGGUGGAUGAGUUCAAAAGCUGUCUUAGCUCAGGCACAUUAACAGUGGAAGAACAGCAAGAGAUUUUUAAGAGUAUGAUGGAUGCCCAGGAUAAAUUAGAAAGGGGUUACAUCUCCCAAAAAGAUGGACAUCGUGCUCUUGAACUUCGAAAUUACAUGGGCGAGACUGAAAACAUAGGGGAGUUUGAUCCUGAGAGGCAGGUGGAAGGGGAGAUAUUUAAAAUAGGAAUGUGCCUUGAAGACCUCAAAGAGCAAAUUGAUGAAAAUGUGUGCAAUCAACCUUCCCUGCCAGCAUUCACCACAUCAAACCCUUUGCCAUCAGCUGUGCCCAUCUCCUCAUCCCAUACACGAUUGCAUGAGAGGCCAAGUCUUUAUCAGUCUUCAGAAGACUGUAGAAUGUUGGAGAAGGAAGUAAGGUCAGUCAGUGAGGAUAAUGAUCAAAUACUAUGUACUGCUCAUCUCAACACUGAACAGGUUCAUAGUCAACGGUAUUUCUGUGAAAGUUCUGAUAUGUCACAGGAAAGUUUGGAUGUUACUUUGUAUGAGGAUGACAGUUGUAAUCCAUCUGCAGCAACAGUAAAAGCAAAAGAUAUCGUCUAUAAUGGAAUAUCUACAGAACCAAGGCAUACCCAGGAAAGCAGACUGCAGACUCCUGAACUCCAACCUCUCAUUUGCUUGUCAGAGACUUUGUCUUGCAGUGCUGCUUUGGAAGGUCUUCCUCACUCAUCAUGUAAUCUGUCUGUAAAGCUACAUGGCAGCUCAUUUCAACAACCAGAUUCACUGGAGCAGAGAAUAUUGACCCCUGAAACAGACAGUGGCUUUGGAGGUUCUGUGGCUUGUCGCCCAGCCACAGCAGUGUUUCAAACACACUCUUAUCAGACAGCUACAGAGAGGUUCAUGUUUCCAGUCCUUACGAAGAAACAGUCUCCUACCAUGAAAACGACCAGGUCUUGCAGCUCAGCUAGUGAUGUGUCAUCCUCCUGCACAGAGAUGGAUAACACAAGACCCACAGAUUCCCAAGGGUGGAACGAUGCUCUUGGAUUGGCUGAUCUGUCUGGUGGAAGCACAGUGGGCCACUGGACUCACAGUGUUGUGAGUGACAGUAAUCCCACUGAAGAGCAAGGAAGGAUUGCACAACUAUCUAGUCAUCUCAUAGAUGAAAGUUCAGACGAUCAUCUCUUGUUACCCACACCAUGGCAUUGUAGCCCUCCUGUCCCAACACUGGGUAACGUGACCUCUACUGCGGAUAAGGAUUCCCACCCAUGUGCUUUUCAGAAUGAAGCAAUUCUAGCUCUUCAGUCUGAAGUAUCAAGGCUGAAGAAAGAACUGGAGAAAAGUUUGUCUAGUCUGCCUCAGAGAUCCAAGAGAAUGGACGUCGCUAACUCCAGUCACAAACAAGAGAAGAGAUAUAGCACAAGUUCACAGUCGCACAAUAGGGUUGCUUCUUGCAGUGGAAGGAAGCAUAUGCAGUACAGAAACAAGAAAGUGUUCACCAUCAAUAGGGAUUUAAGUUCUCAGAAAGUGGAUGACUGGAUUUCAUCAGAUCUGGAACCAAGUACUGAUAGUGAAGGCUCUUCACAUUCUUUCUCACCAUCUGUGUCACACCCCUUGCAUUACAAAGCUGACAGAAAGAGUUACAGAAGACCUAACCGCUCUGAAGAACGUGAAGAUUCAUGUCUAAUUAAACACCAGUCAACAGAUGAUUAUACUUUCAGCAGCCGACGACGAAAACACUCAAGUGCAUCAAUAAACAGUCAGUCCUACUUGCGUAACAGUGAAAGUCGUCACUCAUCAUCAGCAGAUGAUCUGAAUAGUGUUUCUAAAGAGAAGAAUGUACAUCAGUGCAGAAGAAACACAAACAAGAUUGUAUCACAUGGCAAUACUGGAUCAAUCUGCAGUUUGUCACUAAGCUACAUGGUACAGCAGUCUUUAGUCCCACACAAUAGAAGAGGCUCCACCCAAUCAGACUCAGCCCUUCUUACCAGUAGAAUCUAUCCAAGGAGAUCAACAGCUACCACUGACCUUAAUGGUGCACAUUUACACAAAACAUUAGACAGAGCCAUAGAGGCUGCACAAACCUUGAAGAGAACCACAGACAGAAUGGCAAAAACUCUUUCAGCUGAUUUCGCCAAAGCCGAGUCAUACAGAAAAAUGCAUGGGCUGUAAUCAUUGAUCAGUACAGUAAAUGCAGGCUGGGCAAGUAAUCAGCAAGAAUGAAAGACACAGACAUUCCAGCUUUCAGACCCUGGCUGUGCCGAGGACUUCACAGCACACCUCAUCCGUGAAGGUCCCCAACACACAAGACGCAACAUCUCUAGCUUCUCCUUGGCUUGUUGUAACUUGCAUUCAAUUAAAAAAUACACAAUAAAAAUGUGUUGAACUGGAUAUAAUCCCUCCUUACUGUUAUUUACUGGAUGGAAAAUAUUAGUUUUAGUCUGUAUAUUUUACAGAUAAUUUUAUCAGUAUUCUUCAGUCUAUAUACUUUUAAAACCUGUUACAGAAAAAAGCCCUCUGCCACAAGUUGUGGAACAUUUUAGACACUUAACAUUCCAUCCUUUUGAACAGGUAUUGCAUAAAAAAGGAAAUUAUGUUGUGCAACUUUUGGUCCACCCUGUUUAGUUCUACACCAAAUGUAUUGCAACCUUCUUUUAGAUUGCGGUGAAUGUGUUACAAAAUUGUUAUUUUUUUUCGUUGUUUCAUUUACUGUAUUUAUGUUUUGAGUUCUCAAAGAAUGUAUUAGCAGAUGUUUUGUUAAAAUAAUAUAAAUUCUAAACAGUACUAU
Molecule: messenger RNA, 5042 nt
Organism: Polyodon spathula (Mississippi paddlefish)
Lineage: Eukaryota; Metazoa; Chordata; Actinopteri; Acipenseriformes; Polyodontidae
Exons: 22
Coding region: 380-4426 (1348 amino acids)
Source: RefSeq, a predicted model, not a curated record